AUGCAGGAGCUCUUUGCACAUACCAGAGAUGUUCGCACAACCAGAUCUCGCUCUCCGGAUUACAGAGAGAGCUCUCACGGUGGCAUCCCGGGUGACCCAGUGUAUUCAGAGGUUCGAGAAAAACCGGGUUUGAAGUGCACUUUGCAGUGGGAGCUCCCGGCGCUGGUGGAACAUGUAUCCGACGUUGAGAAAUACCUUCUUAGCGCCAGCACCCUAACUCAAGAAAGAGACCGAGUUGAAUGGUGUACUUGCAAAAGCUACAUCCAGAGGUUCAGUGGAGGAGAGGCAUUUUUGACAAAAGUUGUCAAGGCGUUGAUGACCGACGACUGGAUCUACUGUGACGAUGAACUUGUCAUUGAGGUCGAGAAUGAUUUCGUUUCCCUUGUCCUUGAUUCGAAGCGUCCAGAUUUGGAAGAAAUGCUGUUAUGGUUGUGCUUGACCUUUCGCCCUCCAAAAAAUGGGACCGUUAGCACAUCUGCAGCUAUCUGGAUAAAUGGCCAAUGGGAAUUGCGUACCUUGGAGGAAAUGGUUACUUCUGUUACAACCGGAAGCUGCUGGACUGGAUUGUUUGAGUCUGCUAUAAUUGCGACCCUCCCAUCAAAUCGCUUCUCAUCCUCUCACUGGUUGACUGUGGACUUUGAUGAAAUGGUUAGUCUGGCCGCCGUCGAGUACAGUAUGGCUGUUGAUUCUGGAUGCAUUCUCAUGGGAUAUUCUACGGCGUUGGUCCCAAUGAAAAUCAACGAAGCCAACGAGGUUAUCUGGCAUCUUGAAGUCAACGAGAAGUAUUCCCAGUUCGGACUUUCCCAGUUUAGACUUUUGCAGCUCAAAGCUCUCACACGACACUGGCUCAGCGAAUGUACCCUAGAGGCGCUGCAGUCGAGAAAAGCCCUGAUAGGCUGGUGUCCAGAGGCCCGUAUUCUGCUGGGAACGGACCAAAUCAACGCAGCCACUACGAAAUGGUCUGAUGCAAAGUCCAAGCGCACUUCUUGGCGGUGGAACGGCAUCAAUCUCCAGUUGGUCGCCCAAUCCGCUGCACCACUUCAGGUGGGAGGCCAGGUCGGAGUAUCGUUUGAUAGAACCAUCAAUACCCUCAAGUUCAACCCUGCGCGGAACUAUCAAAAGUGCCUCGUCAACGCUACAGUUGAACAGACGGUUUUAUACGAUGUGGCGGAGAAGAGGGCGUGGCUGGUUCCUCUGAUUUGUGUCUACCACCACAUGUUAUUUGUAUACCUAGAAAGCGUCCACCCUGAUGCCCGAGCACAAGCGGCAGACUCCUUACAUACCGAUCCUUCAGCGGAUGGAGCAGCGGCAUCUUUAGCCAUACUUCAAGGGAAGGGCUCCUACGUGAUUCAAGGAGAAGAUGACGACACGUUGACCGUCCGCGAGUUGAUCAUGGGAUUCUCUACAAAUAUUGCAAAGACGUCGCCGCGAAGAGGAUCAUCAUUGGAGAUAUAUGGAUAUGAACUCAUGGAUAUCGUUAUGGAUUCGCCGAGCACCGAACUAAAGAGAAAGACCCUUCGGAUGGAGGGCCUUUCCUGGGCCCCAUUACUUGAAUUUGUGAACUGCCUGUUUUGCUCUGGACUGGGCGAUGCGAUCGUUGGAAUGCGUGCGGUCAUCCCGGACUCCCCAUGCAAUAGAUUGCCUUGCGGAUACGACUGGAUGGCUGCCUCAGUACGAAGCAUGCAAUCCAUGCGGCGCAAGCAGCUCCCUGUCGAACACUCAAUUUUAAUUUUGCUGCACCGCCUCUCGACGAAACGCUUCAAGUGGGUUCUAAGCGGUGUGCCCUUUGAGACGUGCAGCCACGAAGCGACCAGCGAGGUCACAUGUUGGACAUCCAACGCAGUUUGUCUCCAAGAUUUAAAGAGCCAUAUUAGCCCAAACGGUGGUGAAGAGCAGGAAGAGAUCAGCAGUUCUGAUGGUGCCAUCAUCUUUGGCCGCUGGGGAGCAGCACCACCGCGUCAAGCCAUCCCCACCAAGACAGGCCUGGAAUACAUGGCCCUGAGACCAAAGGUAGGGCGCAUAAAGAUUAUAGAUACAUGGAAAUAG
Molecule: messenger RNA, 2046 nt
Organism: Penicilliopsis zonata CBS 506.65
Lineage: Eukaryota; Fungi; Ascomycota; Eurotiomycetes; Eurotiales; Aspergillaceae
Exons: 2
Coding region: 1-2046 (681 amino acids)
Source: RefSeq, a predicted model, not a curated record